AUGGCAACGUGCGACAAACACUGCCAAACAUUCUCAUUGAGUAGCGAUCAAAACGGGUCGGCUAACGAUUAUGCACGAGUGAUGUAUGACGAGACGGUUAACGUGGUUAACGCUAGAGAGAUCGACAGCCCGUCGAGUGACGAGGAAGUGGUAAAGGCAACGAUGUCCAAAUUUAAUCCGCCAGUAAGGCACACCGCCAGGCAUGACUUCGAUUCCGACAGUGAAACCGAGUCCGAGGGCGACAAGUUUCUGGAAAAUAUGUCCGGCGAAGAUCAGUCACCGGAUAGAAAGUCGCAGCCUUCAGAAAAAUCAAUGGAAGCCCCCAAAGUGAGCAGGGCUGACCUUAUGAAGGAGACUAGCGGCAGAUCCAGGCCUGUCGCUAAACGUGAAGAUUCGUCUAAUUCAGACACAGACACAGGAGACUUAGAACCUGAGCGAGUGGAUCCGAUGUUGGGCAGUGGCCGUAAAAGAGGUGGUGUGGUCAUACCUGCUGAAGGUGCCUACGAUCCCAAGAAUUUCAUGGACUUGAAGGUGCCUCCGGAAAUGGAGAACAUCUUCCAAUAUAUUAUGAAAUACACACCUCAGAAGAUAGACAUAGACCUCAAACUGCAGCCGUUUGUACCGGAGUAUGUGCCUGCUGUCGGCGACAUAGACGCGUUCAUCAAAGUCACCACCCCUGCCUGCAACGUGCGCGCGGCAUCCCUCGCCGACCACGUGUUGGAACACAUUGAUAAUUUAGGGCUGACGGUGCUGGACGAGCCGGCCGCUGAGCAAAGUGAUGCGGCGUUACUACACCUCCAGCUCAGAGCCAUCUCCAAGACCAGCAGUGCGAAGUCUACUGUGGUAACAAAGAAGAUAGAAAACGCAGAGAAGAAUUCCAAAGCCAUUGAACGUUGGAUCAAGGAUGUGAGUGAACUACAUCUGUCUAAGCCCGCGCCUACUGUCGCUUAUACAAGCAAAAUGCCCGACAUAGACACGUUAAUGGAAGAAUGGCCGGAAUCUAUGGAGGAGACGUUGAAUGAGGUCGGUUUCCCGCCAGGCAAUUUGGACUGCAGUCUAUCCCAAUACGUGGACCUUGUAUGCGGACUGUUUGACGUACCCAUAGCCGGUGACACUCUGAACGAUAGGAUCCAAGCCCUACACCUACUGUUUAGUUUAUACUCUGCGGUUAAAACGUCGCAAUUAUAUGCUGAAAGACAGAAGGAGAGAAGCGAUAGUAACGCUUAA
Messenger RNA from Spodoptera littoralis (African cotton leafworm), 1227 nucleotides. The record is from the annotation of a GenBank genome assembly. Lineage: Eukaryota; Metazoa; Arthropoda; Insecta; Lepidoptera; Noctuidae.